Alosa sapidissima (American shad) is the source of this 1213-nucleotide messenger RNA. Its product is annotated as CMP-N-acetylneuraminate-beta-galactosamide-alpha-2,3-sialyltransferase 2-like. The record is from RefSeq and is a predicted model, not a curated record. NCBI's taxonomy places the organism in Eukaryota, Metazoa, Chordata, Actinopteri, Clupeiformes, Clupeidae. The transcript is spliced from 6 exons. Gene Ontology annotation, molecular function: beta-galactoside (CMP) alpha-2,3-sialyltransferase activity. The coding region runs from base 1 to 948 and encodes 315 amino acids.
AUGUCCUGGUGUGCACUUAGAAAACCGGCGACGGUAACUUCAUUAAGCAUAAUUUUAUGCAUCGUUCUCUACUGGCAAAGCACCAACAUACACCGCCAAACAACAUCCUGCGCUUGUGGCAGUUGCCCAAAGCAAAACGAAGACGAGGGUUCUUGGUUUUCCAAGCGCUUCAAUGCCUCAUUUCACCCGCUAAUGUCAAGCAACAGCAGUGUCCUCAGUGAAAAGGCAUCCAAAUGGUGGAAGCGGUUACAGCCUCGUAAAGGACAGCCCAACUACGGAGAGGUUGUGGAAAAGUUGUUCCAAAUCAUUCCUGACAAGGAGUAUUAUAGGGAUACAAGUCCCGACCGCUGCAGGGUGUGCUCUGUGGUGGGCAACUCUGGGAAUCUGAAGAAGUCUCACUACGGACGUCUGAUCGAUGCCAGUGAUUUUGUCAUCAGGAUAAAUAAAGGUCCUACCAAAGGCUUCGAGCAGGAUGUGGGAUCAAAAACUACACAUCGCAUCAUUUAUCCUGAAAGUGCUGUUGAUGUCGACAACUCUACUCACCUGGUGCUAGUUGCUUUCAAGCCCCUGGAUCUGGAAUGGCUGUUAAAUGUCUUCACCACACACCGUGUCAGACAUACAUACACACGCGUGAAGUCAACAAUAAAAGCAAAUACAAGCAUGGUGAUGGUUUUCAACCCCAGUUUCAUGCAGUAUGUCCAUGAGGCCUGGCUAAAAAAACAAGGCCUCCAACCAUCCACUGGCUUUUUGGCUGUUGUUUUUGCUCUUCACAUCUGUGACCAGGUCAGAGUGUUUGGGUUCGGAGCAGACAAGUAUGGAACCUGGGAUCACUACUUUGAGAGGAUACAUCCAUCCUUUAAAACUGGUGCACAUAAAGGCACUUUUGAGUAUGACAUGAUCAGGGAGCUUGAUAAGAGACACCAAAUUGAAAUGUAUCGAGGAUGGUGAUGGCCUUUCAUCUGGAAGUAGUUUUGUUUUACACAAGUAGUUUUUUUUUUACACAUUUUACACAACAUUCCAAUUUUUUCUGAUUUGGGGUUGUAGUAUAUGCAAUACCUUUGUACUGUGUUCUUUAGAGAGAGAGUUAUUUUCUGUCAUCAUAAGGAAAAGGGAUAUCACCACUCUGGUUCAGAAUUCAGCAUGUAAAGAGUUGAUAUUUGCAGUUAUUCCCUUGCAGUAUGGUCCUAUAACAUGUUUAAGAUCAAGUAAAAAG